Messenger RNA from Nerophis ophidion (straightnose pipefish), 5572 nucleotides. RefSeq lists its product as uncharacterized. Lineage: Eukaryota; Metazoa; Chordata; Actinopteri; Syngnathiformes; Syngnathidae. The coding region runs from base 2133 to 3044 and encodes 303 amino acids. The transcript is spliced from 5 exons. The record is from RefSeq and is a predicted model, not a curated record.
AACUUGGUAAACAAUAGUUCUGCCACAGCUUCCUAUUGGCCGCCAUGGAGUACAACAGGUGUUCUGCUACAGCUUCCUAUUGGCCGCCAAGGACUACAACAGGUGUUCUGCCAAGCUAACUAUUAGCCGCCAUGACACCCCAACUGCCUCAACGCGUCACUCCCGCUCGAGCAGAUCCUGAAGUGUAAAUCUCUAAAGGGUUGUGUGCCUCAGCAGCCAUGAACCUCAGCGCACUGCCCUCCUCUGACCAACACUUCAUAGAUGGCAUUGACUUCAUCUUCCUACCCUUCUCUGGUGCAGAUUGUUGCAGCCGGGUGACCUUGUGACACCUUGACUUCAGCACGAUCGAUGCAUCGGGGCUGUGCUAUGCAGAAACAGAUGUUACUGGAGGUGCUGAGGAUGUCCGUGAUGAAGGAGGAGAUGCCCAGACGCAUGAUGACGGCCAACACACACCAGCAGCGUGAUGACUGAACACAGACGAGAUGUAGAAGGAUGUGAGAGAUGCUCACAGAAGACUGGAGGAGGUAGAGCAAGCUAGCUAGCUGCUAAGCUAACGAAGCUAGCACGGAGAAAGGGAGCCUACAAGCUACGGUCUGAAGGAAGCUACUCCCCCGCCACCAUGACCACCACUUCCCAAAGACAGUUGGCACUCCACUCGGCGACAGAAAGUUCUGUGAGUAUGGCUUUCUGCGCUUCGUGCACUUUACUCAUGGAUAGGUUGGCUCUGCUAGAGAGCCGUGUCCGCCAGUUAGAGCAGUGUAAUUUCGUAACUUUAGAUGUUGCGGACACAUCUGCUAGCGUUAGCUGUAGCGAGCUAACUAGCCCAGCUUGUAGCAGCCCUAAGCGGCCUACAAGCUACGGUGUACCGGUUGAGACGCAUAAUAGAUUUAGCCCUUUAGCUAGUCCUACACCCCAGUCUACCGGGCACCACACUUUAGUCAUAGGGGACUCCAUCACUCGAAACAUAAAGCUUAUCAAACCAGCCACAAUUAACUGUAUUCCCAGGGCCAAAGCACCUGACAUUGAAGCUAAUCUUAGGGAGCUAACUCGCAACAGGCCUAGUAAACACAUAUGACAGGCUAAUCGAACCACUAGUUAUGCGAACACAGUUAUACACGUUGGCUCCAAUGACACUAGGAUGAGACAAUCAGAGAUUACAAAGAGAAACAUAGCCAGGACUUGUGAUUUCGCUAGAAAGAUGUCCAGGCUUCGAGUAAUUGUCUCUGGACCCCUGCCUGGGAGAGGCAAUGAUGAGAGAUAUAGCAGAUUAGUCUCACUUAAAAAGUGGCUGGCUAGCUUCUGUAGACAACAGGGACUAACGUUUAUUGAUAAUUGCCCCUCUUUACGGGGCAAACCUGGCUUGCUGAUGAGAGACGACCUUCACCCUAACCGGGAAGGCGCUAUCAUCUUGUCUCGGAACAUAGAUUUCUCGUUGAGUCACAUUUGACUAACUGCACUAGAGCAAGCCUGCUAGUCUGGGUGAGGAGUCAGUUAAAUUAGAACUAGCCAGCGCCAGGCUGGAUAAUCCCUGCAGAAAAAGGAAUUUUCUUAGAAUAAUACACAACUCACAUAAUGUUUUUUCUACUAUGACUAUGUUAGAGUUGGACAUGCGUUCUACUGAGGUGGCAAAUUAUGAUGCGUUCAGUCUAUCGCAGCACCAAGUAGACAAUCUGAAAACUUCCGUCACAUCAAUUCCUAGAUAUUGUCAUAAUUAUUUUAAGUGCACUGCGCAUAAUAAACGCAACAUUAUUAAUAUUGCUACUACAGAUAAUUUUAUUAAAAACUCCUUAAAACAGCCCACUACCUAUAAUAUGGGGUUUCUAAACAUAAGAUUAUUGUCUCCCAAAACGUUAUUAGUUAAUGAGGUCAUUAGAGACAAUAAUCUUAACGUCAUCGGUCUCAGCGAAACCUGCCUUAAACGAAAACUUUAACCUUAGUCCUAACUUAAAUAAUAAAUAUAAAUCGUUUGAGGUGCUUACUAUGAGGUCUGUCACACCGCUGCCUCUAUGCCUGGCUGUUAUCUACCGCCCCCCAGGGCCCUAUUCGGACUUUAACAGUGAAUUCUCAGAGUUUGUUGCUGAUCUAGUGACGCACCCCGAUAAUAUAAUUAUAAUGAGGACUUUAGUAUCCAUAUGAAUACCCCAUCGGACCAACCGUGCGUGGCGCUCCAGACUAUAAUUAAUAGCCGUGGCCUUACACAAAUAAUAAAUGAACCGACGCAUCACAGCAGUAAUACGAUAGACCUAGUGCUUGUCAGGGGUAUCAACGUUUCCAAAGUUAUGAUAGUCCCGUGUACUAAAGUAAUGUCCGAUCAUUACCUUAUAAAAUUCGAAGUUCAGACUCAUGUUCGGCAAGCUAAUAAUAAUAAUAAUAACUGCUAUAGCAGCCGCAACAUUAAUGCUGCCAAGACGACGACUCUUGCUGACCUACUGCCCUUGGUAAUGGCAACAUUCCCAAAGUAUGUGGGCUCUAUUGAUAACCGUACUAACAACUUUAACGAUGCCCUGCGCGAAACCAUUGAUAGUAUAGCACCGCUGAAGUUAACAAAGGCUCCAAAAAGGCGUACGCCAUGGUUUACUGAAGAAACUAGAGCUCAGAAGUUAUUAUGUAGAAAGCUGGAAUGCAAAUGGCGCACGACUAAACUUGAGGUGCACCAUCAAGCAUGGAGUGAUGGUUUAAUAACUUAUAAACGCAUUCUUACCUUAGCUAAAGCUAAAUAUUACUCAAAUCUCAUACGCCUUAAUAAAAACGAUCCAAAAUUUUUGUUUAGUACGGUAGCAUCGCUAACCCAACAAGGGACUCCUUCCAGUAGCUCCACCCUCUCGGCAGAUGACUUUAUGAAGUUCUUUAAUAAGAAAAUUGAACUUAUUAGAAGGGAGAUUAAAGACAAUGCGUCCCAGCUACAACUGGGUUAUAUUAACACAGAUACGACUGUAUAUAUGGCGGAUACUGCAAAUAUCCAAAAUAGUUUCUCUUGUUUUGAUGAAAUAACAUUUGAAGAAUUGUUACAACGUUUAAAUGGAAUAAAACAACAUGUUUAUUGACCCACUUCCUGGGAAACUUAUCAAGGAGCUCUUUGUAUUAUUAGGUCCAUCAGUGCUAAAUAUUAUAAACGUAUCACUUUCCACGGGCAUUGUUCCCCUAGCAUUCAAAAAAGCGGUUAUUCAUCCUCUAUUUAAAAGACCUAACCUCGAUCGUGACCUCAUGGUAAACUACCGACCGGUGUCUCACCUUUCCUUUAUUUCGAAAAUCCUCGAAAAAAUUGUUGCAGAGCAGCUAAAUGAACACUUAGCGUCCAACAAUCUAUGUGAAACCUUUCAAUCCGGUUUCAGGGCAAAUCACUCUACGGAGACAGCCCUCGCAAAAAUGACUAAUGAUCGCAGCCCUUUGAGACACUAGUGAUUUAGGGCUAUAUAAGUAAACAUUGAUUGAUUGAUCCAUUGCUAACGAUGGAUUCUGAUGCGUCAUCUAUGUCGCUGCUCCUCAAUCUGAGCGCUGCUUUCGAUACCGUCAAUCAUAAUAUUUUAUUAGAGCGUAUCAAAACACAAAUUGGUAUCUCGGACUUAGCCCUGUCUUGGUUUAACUCUUAUCUUACUGACAGGGUGCAGUGCCUCUCCCAUAACAGUGUGACCUCGGACUAUGUUAAAGUAACGUGUGGAUUUCCCCAGGGUUAGGUCCUUGGCCCUGCACUCUUCAGCAUCUACAUGCAGCCGAUGGGUGACGUCAUACGCAAAUACGGUAUUAGCUUUCACUGUUAUGUUGAUGACACCCAACUCUACAUGCCCCUAAAGCUGACCAACACGCCGGACUGUAAUCAGCUGGAGGCGUGUCUUAAUGAAAUUAAACAAUGGAUGUCCGCUAACUUUUUGCAACUCAACGCCAAAAAAAACGGAAAUGCUGAUUAUCGGUCCUGCUAGACACCGACCUCUAUUUAAUAAUACAACUUUAACAUUUGACAACCAAACAAUCAAACAAGGCGACUCAGUAAAGAAUUUGGGUAUUAUCUUCGACCCAACUCUCCUUUGAGUCACACAUUAAAAGCGUUACUAAAACGGCCUUCUUUCAUGUCCGUAAUAUCGCUAAAAUUCGCUCCAUUUUGUCCACUAACGAUGCUGGGAUCAUUAUCCAUGCGUUUGUUACGUCUCGUCUCGAUUACUGUAACAUUAUUUUCGGGUCUCCCCAUGUCUAGCAUUAAACGAUUACAGUUGGUACAAAAUGCGGCUGCUAGACUUUUGACAAGGACAAGAAAGUUUGAUAAUACGCCUAUACUGGCUCACCUGCACUGGCUUCCUGUGCACUUAAGAUAUGACUUUAAGGUUUUACUACUUAGGUAUAAAAUACUACACGGUCUAGCUCCAGCCUAUCUUGCCGAUUGUAUUGUACCAUAUGUCCCGGCAAGAAAUCUGUGUUCAAAGGACUCCGGCUUAUUAGUGAUUCCAAAGUCCAAAAAAAGUCUGCGGGCUAUAGAGCGUUUUCCUUUCGGACUCCAGUACUCAGUUUGAGAUGCUAUCUCAGUAGAAGCAUUUAAGUCUCACCUUAAAACUCAUCUGUAUACUCUAGCCUUUAAAUAGACCUCCUUUUCAGACCAGUUGAUCUGCCGCUUCUUUUCUUUUUCUCCUCUGUCCCCCCCUCCCUUGCGGAGGGGGUCCGGUCCGAUGGCCAUGGAUGAAGUACUGGCUGUCUAGAGUUGGGACCCAGGAUGGACCGCUCGUCGGGACCCAGGAUGGACCGCUUGCCUGUGUUGGGGACAUCUCUACGCUGCUGAUCCGACUCCGCUUGGGAUGGUUUCCUGUGGACGGGACUCUCGCUGCUGUCUUGGAUCCACUAUGGAUUGAACUUUCACAGUAUCAUGUUAGACCCGCUCGACAUCCAUUGCUUUCGGUCCCCUAGGGGGUGUGGGGUUGCCCACAUAUGAUUCCUCUCCAAGGUUCUCAUAGUCAUCAUUGUCACCGACGUCCCACUGGGUGUGAGUUUUCCUUGCCCUUAUGUGGGUUCUUCCGAGGAUGUCGUAGUUGUUCGUGCAGCCCUUUGAGACACUAGUGAUUUAGGGCUACAUAAAUAAAUAUUGAUUGAUACUUUACUCUGUUUGAAAAGUACUGGGUGCCCUUUUUUUUUUUUUUUUUCCUCAAGCGGGCAUAACGCCGCAUCGACACAUCGUGACAUUGCUGGAUUUACGAGCACAGGAGCAUGUUCGUCAAUGCAAUGGGUGGCUCUACACUUGACAUCCACUGGAAUGAUACCAAGUACAAAUGUGUGGUAACAUCCAAAACUAAUGUAAAUUAUGCAAACAACAAAAUAAGUGAUUAUUACGUUUUAACAGAAGUGUAGAUAGAACAUGUUAAAACAGAAAAUAACCAGAUUUGAUUGACUAUUGAAACUUUUAUUAGAUUGUACAGUACAGUACAUAUUCCAUUCAAUUCACCACUAAAUGGUAACACACUAAUACGUUUUUAACUUGUUCAUGGUAACAGUAAAUGAACAAGUGGAUUAAUAAUCAAUUUUUACAGUUUGUCCCUCAUAAUGUUGACAAAAUAAUAGAAUGAUAAAUGACACAAUAUGUUACUGCAUAUGU